UUAUUUAUCACGACACAGGGAGCCCAUGGAGUAGGCACAGGCAUCCCGUGCAAGGCAGUUUCAAGUACAGGUUAUGGAAUGUAGCACCCGUUAUUUACUAGUGUUAUGUUAUAAUAACGGGAAGCAGCGAAAUCUAAUUACCACAUAAUAAGCACACAAUGCACGCAGAGAAUAUUGAUGAUUUGGGGAAAUUUUCAAGAAGAAAAUGUAUGGUCACGUGUUCAUGGCGCAUGAUUAACCAUCACAAGUGUGACAAAUGGUGAGACGUGCCGUCAUCUUGCUGCUCGCACUUUUCGCCGCGCUGACCACGAUCUACAUACACCAGACAUGUAACGACGGCGCGGUCACAAAGGUCAGUCUGAUACCACAGGACGCCCACAGUUUCUCCGCACCCGCGAGAACAUUACGGCGUGACAUACUGAAAAAGGGAAAAGAUAAGCGACAAAACAUUGAGACGGGCUCACGUGAAAUUUUACGCAGAAAUCCAGAGACGAAUGCUGCUGGAAUGGAGUCAGUAAAUCUCACUUCGGGUCGAAAACGCGUGCUUGGAGGGCUAAGACAGGAGGGCAUGCCUGCUGGAAAAGGGGAAAAACAAUUUCUAUACGUGACACAAACAGAGGAGUGUCUACCUGGACAUUUUCUUCGUAAAGACCAGUUAGGACCAGAGGGUGAGACUUACGACUUAUUGGUACUGAGCUGGAAAAGCCAGUGCACUGACCUGUCCAAACAUUACCAUAAUGUACGGUACUUAUACCCGGGCAUUAAUACCACCUGGUCGACAGGAAGGAACAUCUUGUUUGACCAAAUCAUGGAGGAGCCUAAGAAAUACCUUUAUUAUAUCUUCAUGGAUGAUGAUAUAUUCUUGAAUUUCACGGAUCCAUCUCAAGUGACGUUUAAUAGGUCAAGUUUUCUAAACGAAUUCCUACGUAAAAUGGUGCAAAAAAAAUGCCAAGUAUCUAAUGAAAUAAGCUCAGGAAAUUCUUACCGAGAUUUCGAGAAGUUUUUACUGGAGUAUUUGCCAGCUGUGGGGCUGCUUAACUUUUGUUUCGACGGCAGAAAGAAGUGCAUAUCGACAUUUUACCCGGACAUCUGGGACUCCUUAUGCAGAUACCAGGGCCCUGUUCCUUUCCCUUAUGUCUCGUACUCUACAUUCGAUGCCGCCAUCAACGCGUUCCACAGGGAUGCAAUAUCACAUUUAUUGCCGUACCACGUGACUUAUGAGAGAGUCAAUUGGCAGGAAAGUCAGAAGUACCUUAUCCUGGAAGCGGAUAUCAAAUUUCAAGGGCAGGUAUUAUAUAACAUGCUGAUUACGGGAUACGGAACAAAACAUAGGCCGUACCCGAGGCAUAUUAACUGGUUACAAAACUGGGAAAAAGUGCUAGAUGAUCUUAGACCUCAGAUCGAGGCUCGUUAUCGGAAUGAAAGCGAGGUUGUGCCAUUUCGGUUGUUUAAGCGACGGUUUGAUGACUUUCGAAACCCUCUUUCUCCGAAACAGCCAGUAGAGCCGUACAGACACUAUAGACUGAACUGCACUAGGACCUGCCACCACCAGCCAAACAUGUACAGGCUUUACAAUGGCUGAUCACCAUAUAUCCACACGCUACCCAUGUACAGACUCUACAAUCAACAGGCUACCCAUGUACAAACUUUACAAUGGAUGAUCACCUUAUAUCCACAGGAUACCCAUGUACCGGCUUUACAAUGGCUGAUCACCAUAUAUCCACAGGCUUCCCAUGUACAGACUUUACAAUGGCUGAUCACCAUAUAUCCACAGGCUUCCCAUGUACAGACUUUACAAUGGUUGAUCACCAUAUAUCCACAGGCUACCCAUGUACAGACUUUACAAUGGCUGAUCACCAUAUAUCCACAGGCUACCCAUGUACAGACUUUACAAUGGCUGAUCACCAUAUAUCCACAGGCUACCCAUGUACAGACUUUACAAUGGCUGAUCACCAUAUAUCCACACGCUACCCAUGUACAGACUUUUCAAUGGUUGAUCACCAUAUAUCCACAGGCUACCCAUGUACAGACUUUACAAUCAGCAGGCUACCCAUGUACAAACUUUACAAUGGAUGAUCACCCUAUAUCCACAGGAUACCCAUGUACAGACUUUACAAUGGAUGAUCAUCAAAUAACCACAGGGAACCCAUGUAGAGACUUAUAAAUGACAUGCCCUUUUGUCAGGGAUCGCCAGGAAAGCCAUAGGAAGUUCAAUGUAAUGCCCUGCUCAAAACAUGAGCAGGGCAUGAGUAAACAUAAUGUUUCAGUGUACGCACAUAGAUUUUUUUCGUAUGGCUGGAAUAUUCGAUCCAUUCGCAGUAAUGUUUGCUUGUUAAACAUGACCAUCUAAUAAAGUAAAUCAAAUAUUUUCUUCUAAAAA
Messenger RNA from Nematostella vectensis (starlet sea anemone), 2380 nucleotides. RefSeq lists its product as uncharacterized. The transcript is spliced from 2 exons. The record is from RefSeq and is a predicted model, not a curated record. NCBI's taxonomy places the organism in Eukaryota, Metazoa, Cnidaria, Anthozoa, Actiniaria, Edwardsiidae. The coding region runs from base 257 to 1582 and encodes 441 amino acids.